GGGUAGGUCUAAGUGGUGAGGAGUGGGACUUUGGUCGUGCACCUAACAUCACGAUGGAUGACUAUCCCAUGUAUGGGCUACUUGUGGGGUUCUCCCUGUGGGGAACCCUAUGGCGYCUCCUUUUUCCUCUGGGCUUCUGGUCCACUGUUGCGUGUAGAGUAGGACCCACUCGUAGUGGUACGUCCACCACGCCAUACACGAAGGAGGAGGAGGAGAAGAUGGCCGCUCUACUGCAAGAGAGGAAGGAGAAGAAGGAGGCCAAAAAGAAGGCCUUGAAGGAGGAGCAGGCGGCCAAACUGAAGAAGAUCGAAGAGGAGAUGGCCAGGGAGAAGGAGAGGCUAAUAAAAGAGGAGGAAGAGAAGUUGAAAAAGGUAGAAGAGGAAGAGGAAGACCCGCCAGUGCAGAAGAGCAGUGGACAGCAUAGCGGCAGUCCUGGUGGGGAGUUGGAAAAAAGGAUAUCCGAAUGGAUGGCUAAUCUGACUGUGGUAGAGGAAGAAGAAGUUAGCAUGUAUAUUCCGCAGGAUCAGCAAGAAGCCGCCAUGAGGGCUUGGGAUGCAGAGAAAGACCCCCUUAGACGCCAGGCGUUGGAAGAUGAGAAGAGGAUGGAGUGGAGGUUAGCGGUGAUGAGGGAGAAAAAGAGGAGAGUUGACAAGGCAGCAGAGGCGGCGGAAGCACUAGAGGAAGUGAAAACGAUAGAACAACAAUUAGCCGCCCAGCCCGAUUUCCCGAAUCAGAUGCGAGUCAUGGCUAGAAGCAUCGCAUGCCUGGCACGAGUCCAGGCAGAUCAGUAUGACUUCAGCAGGAGUCAAGAUAUAGCUGUGCGCUCGAUACGAUUGGGUUUACGGGACUUUGCGCAGGAACUGGUAGGUGCCGUUGGAGUCGAGGGUGAUCCGGAGUCGAGUUGCGUAUGAACUCUGAGUCGAACGUGUAAGUGHGGGCGCCCAGCGCCAUAGUCAACUGAAGUAAACUUGGAUUUGAGUU
Molecule: messenger RNA, 981 nt
Organism: Chara braunii
Lineage: Eukaryota; Viridiplantae; Streptophyta; Charophyceae; Charales; Characeae
Source: the annotation of a GenBank genome assembly